AUGGCCGCGGCGCCCGCCCGCUGCCCCGACUGCCCGGGGCCGGAGCCGGGGGGCGGCGGCGGGACCCCCGCCGUGCCGCACCUCGGCAUUGCGGUGGACGAGGGGGACGUGCUGCCCGGGGCGCUGCGGAUCGUGCGGCGGCUGAGACCCGCCUGGGAGCCGGCCACGGUGAAGACCAAGCUCUUCACCGACGGCAUCACCAACAAGCUGGUGGCCUGCUACACGGCCGAGGGCAUGGGGGACGCGCUGCUGGUGCGGGUGUACGGCCGGAAAACCGAGCUGCUGGUGGACAGGGAGACGGAGCUGAGGAAUUUCCAGGUGCUCCGAGCCCACGGCUGCGCCCCCGACCUCUACUGCGCCUUCCAGAACGGGCUCUGCUACCAAUUCCUGCCGGGAAUCGCGCUGGGACCCCACCACGUCAGGGAUCCCCACAUCUGCAGGCUGGUGGCCCGGGAGAUGGCGCGAGUCCACGCCAUCCACGCCAACGGGAGCCUCCCCCGGCCCAUCCUGUGGCAGAAGCUGCACAAAUACCUCGGCCUGGUGAAGACGGAGCUCAGCCCAAAGGUAUCCGACCCCAGCCUCCCGCAGGACGUGCCCAGCCCCGCGGCGCUGGAGCAGGAGCUGGCCUGGAUGGAGGAGACGCUGCCGCAGCUGGGCUCCCCCGUGGUGCUGUGCCACAACGACCUCCUGUGCAAGAACAUCAUCUACGACAGCACGCGAGAGCGCGUGCGCUUCAUCGACUACGAGUACACGGGGUACAACUACCAGGCCUUCGACAUCGGGAACCACUUCAACGAGUUCGCAGGUGUGAAGGAGGUGGAUUAUGGCCUCUACCCCAGCAAGGAGACGCAGCUGCAGUGGCUGCACUCCUACCUGCAGGCCUACAAGGAGCUCACCCAGGGCCACCCAGGGGACAGCCAGGUGUCCCCGGAGGAGCUGGAGAUGCUCUACGUGCAAGUGAACAAGUUCUCCUUGGCCUCCCAUUUCCUCUGGGCCUGCUGGGGCCUGAUCCAGGAUAAAUAUUCCACCAUAGACUUUAAUUUCUUACGAUAUGCAAAGUUAAGGUUUAAACAAUACUUCAAGAUGAAGCCGGUGGUCACGGCCCUGCAGCUCCCCAAGUAGGGACCACCCCGAGCUCUCCUGUCCUGGCCGUGCCCUCGCGCCCCCCUGGCCCCUUGCCCGGUCCUGCCGGUGCCAGGGGGGACAAGAGGAGCUCUGCCCCGGCCACCACUGCUGCCAGGAGAGCCUGGCCACCCCCAAGACUGGACCAUGAGAUGCUGGAGAGGACCAGAGCCCCGGCGAGGCCCCAGCCCACGCCAGGGAGCCUCACCACCGCCUUAAGGCCGACCCGGUGCCCGGCAGGUCCGUGCCGCGCUGGCACCGCUGCUGCUGCCGGAACCGGCACCGCCCGCUCCCCCUGCGCUGUCCCCGAGGGGGACACGGCGUCACCCUGGCCACUCAGGAGCCCCCAGAGCUCUGCCCGCUCACCUUGGCUGUCCCCUCCUGCCCUGCUGGGUGCCACCCCAAAGCAGCGCUGUCCCUGCCGGCCCCGGGCACGGGACCGCUGUCCCUGGUGGGUGGCAGCUGUGGGCAGAGCUCAGGGCCAGCCCUGAGCCACUGGCACCAGCGGGGCGCUGCUGGUGGGCUCGGGGGGCCGUCCCCCCGUGCUCUGCGUGUCCCCACAGCUGCCCCUGCCUGGCCCCACUGUCCCCGUGGCCUGGUGGCUCCCCAGCUCUGCCCCCAGGGGACAUCCAGGGGCUGUCCUGCCUGUCCCCACCCCUGUCCUCUGUCCUGCCUGUCCCCACUGCUGUCCUCCUCCCUGCACCGUGUCCCCACACCUGGCAGGAGGUGGCACGGAGCUGCCCCGCUUCAGGACUGGGCACAGGGACCUCUUGUGCUAUCCCCCUGGGCUGUGGGGACACGGUGACUGUCCCUUCUCUGGGCUCAGGGAUGUCCCCCAGAGCCCCGUGUCACCCCCAAUUCUGUGAGGACACAGUGACUAUCCCUUCCCCGGGCUCAGGGACCUCCUGUGCCACCCUGGGCUGUGGGGAAAUGGUGACUGUCCCUUCUCUGGGCUCCAGGAUGUCCCCCAGAGCCCCGUGCCCUGUCCCAGGCUGUGGGGACACAGUGACUGUCCCUUCUCUGGGCACAAGGAUGUCCCCCACAGCCCUGUGCCACCCCAGGCUGUGGGGACACAGUGACUGUCCCCUCUCCGGGCACAGGGACCUUCACCAGAGCCAUGUGCCACCCUCCCUGUGGGGACACGGUGACUGUCCCCUCUCUGGGCACAGGGACCUCCCCCCAGCAGAACCACGGCUGCUGGCACGCCCGUGGUUGUUUUGGUGGGAAAUAAAAGCUGCUGGUAGCUGGAAUUUGGGAAUUUGGGGCUGGUGGAUCUGGUGGGGGGGCCAGUGCCGGAGCAGGGGCAGCACCCCCAGGCUCUGGGGGUGCUCCUGUCCCUUCUGUACCCCGAGAUGUCCCCGUGGACAUGACCCUGGUGGAGCCCAGGCCCCGCUCUCUGCUCCAAAAAGUCACUUUUAUUGUGCCAAGGGCCGGGGGGAGGAACGACUGUAAACAGGGAUGUGACAUAUACAGGUUAAGUUACUCGUGGUCUUAUUAACAAAAUAAAGCUCUAUCUAUAUUUACAA
This is a messenger RNA of Lonchura striata (white-rumped munia), 2648 nucleotides long. The record is from RefSeq and is a predicted model, not a curated record. NCBI's taxonomy places the organism in Eukaryota, Metazoa, Chordata, Aves, Passeriformes, Estrildidae.